AUGAGUUCACUAAACGAGCCUCCCGUUCUGGGAGCAGGCCAACCGAUUGGCACAAGGCUGAAAGGAUGGUUCUUCGCUGCAGCAAUGUUAUUAUCAGCGUUUUUUGGAGUACUGUACAUUGUCACUCCUCUUGUUGUGCUGCUUUUCGUGAAGCCACCUCUUUGGCGAAAGAUGCUCGAUCGACUCGUUGGGAUAUGGGCUAUAAUGCCUGGCGCAUUGUGCAACUACAUUUUCGGAGCCAACAUCAGAAUCAAGGGAGACUUCAUCAAGCACGACGAGGCUUCUCUCAUAAUCAUGAACCACCGUACCCGUCUUGAUUGGCUCUUUUUCUGGAAUGCUCUAUACAAAAUGGAUCCAUGGUUAUGUACAUCUGAAAAAAUCUCGCUGAAAGGAAUGCUGAAAUAUGUUCCUGGAGCUGGAUGGGCGAUGCAAGCAGCUUCCUACAUUUUCCUGGAUCGUUCAUUUGAUACCGACAAAACGAAACUCGAUAAUAUUCUCAACUACUACGCUGAAACAGAAAACAAAUACCAACUUCUGUUGUUCCCAGAAGGAACCGACAAGUGUCCGAAGGCAACUGAAAGAAGUCGUGUGUUUGCUGAGAAGAAGGGCCACGUCCACUACCAAUAUGUUCUUCAUCCACGUGUCACUGGAUUCGUCCACAUCGUGCAAGCCAUGAGAAGAGCUAACAACAUCGACUACAUUUAUGACGUUACAAUUGGUUUCGGGGAUGCCAUUGUUCAAUCAGAAGUAGAUAUUGCUUCUCAUGGUGUAUGUCCAAAAGAAAUCUUCUAUCAAGUCGUCAAAUAUCCAAUCAAUCGAAUCCCCCAAAGUGAUGAAGCUCUUGGACAAUGGUUGAUCAAUUUGUGGAGAGAUAAGGAAGAGAAACUGAGAAGGUUUUACGAAAUGCCACGUAACGUACGCCAAUUCCCGGACACACCUGAUGGCAUGGAGUACGAGCUGGACAACAAUACAGAUAUGGCUCAAAAAUGGUUGAUUGGGUUCUGGUGCUUCACCACUUGCUUCUGGAUGUUUAUGUUCUUCCAAAGUGCCAUAAUGUUUUAUUGGGCAAUCAUCGCUUGCAUUUUCUACGCAGCAGUUCACAAAAUCUACGGAGGUUUGGAGUUCCUGGCGAUCGACCGAUUCAACCAUUCCAAACAGUACGGGGCCGUCAGUCAGGAUCCAGAAGUGCUAAAUACCUAA
Caenorhabditis briggsae is the source of this 1200-nucleotide messenger RNA. It is a transcript of the gene Cbr-acl-9, whose product is annotated as Protein CBR-ACL-9. Gene Ontology annotation, molecular function: acyltransferase activity. The record is from RefSeq and is a predicted model, not a curated record. Lineage: Eukaryota; Metazoa; Nematoda; Chromadorea; Rhabditida; Rhabditidae. The transcript has 4 exons. Gene Ontology annotation, cellular component: endomembrane system. The coding region runs from base 1 to 1200 and encodes 399 amino acids.